AUAUUAAUCCUUUUCGUUGUUAACUAAGCUAAUCUGUGGUGCAGCGCUGUGGUGCAGUCAGUUGACGGUUGACACAUGUAAACAAACGUAAAUGUGUUCUAAAUUUUUACAUUUUUAAAAGGUCCUAACGUUCUUUAUUUUUUUAUCAACAAUUAAUAGCUUUCUAUAACUAGAGCAACAUGGAGUAUUAUUAUCGUGAUUUCAAGCCAUCAGCUGCAUUAACAGAACUUCGUAUUAUUCAAAGAAGAAGAAGAAUACAGAAAAUGGUUGACACAGGUACCAUUGGGGAUGGUGAAAUAACUAUGGUUGAUGGAAAUCCAUUGAAAAUGAAAACAUAUAAGGGAAAUGUAACUGUUGUGAGAAUUCAAGAUCAAUUUCAAAUUGAAGUAGGUUCUUGUGGCAAGAGACAACUGAUUAUUCCAUGUGAGGAAAUAAUAAGUCGUAGCGUACAGAAGGAGACUGUUAUUUUACAGUUUAAAGUGGAUUAUUUCUGGGAAAAAGGUAUUUGUAAGUUUCAUGUUAAUGCACAGGCUGAUGUCUUCAAUUCCAAAUUACCAUCUAUUAACAAACCCAUAUCCACAGACUACAAUGCGACUAAUAGGAAUAUGAUUCGGGAAAACUUCAGUAUCUGUCCUCGUGUCCCUCACAUUACGAGUAAAAUGGCUGAAUUAAAUGUUUUUUGUCUAUGUUGUUUCAGUUUAUUUAUUUUUUGUAAUUUUGCAGUUAAAUUUUUUUGUUUGUUUGUUUGCAAUUUUUGUAGGAAUUUUCUUCUGGAGAGUUUUUGUAGGAAAUAAUAUGAAAGCACUUACGAAAAUAAAAAUUUUAUUUUUGUGUACUAAUGAAAUAAACAGUUUUUCGAUAA
Messenger RNA from Tribolium madens (black flour beetle), 862 nucleotides. RefSeq lists its product as uncharacterized. The record is from RefSeq and is a predicted model, not a curated record. NCBI's taxonomy places the organism in Eukaryota, Metazoa, Arthropoda, Insecta, Coleoptera, Tenebrionidae. Bases 180 to 794 code for a protein of 204 amino acids. The transcript has 3 exons.